GGAUGACCAAGCGGGCGACCUGUUACUCAAUAACUCAACAGCAUUUAAGCAGCACCUGUAACUUUAACAGAAUCUCAAGAUGAAAUUCCUCGUCCUCUCCGCCGUUCUGGCCCUGGCCCUGGCCGACUCCUACAAGUCGGACUACGACAGUCUGGACAUCGCGCCUAUCGUGAAUGACCCCGAGGCCCUCUCGAAGCUCACGGCCUGCUUCCUCGACAAGGGACCCUGCACCCCCAUUGCUGCUGACUUCAAAACCUACUUGCCCGAUGCUACCGAAACUGCUUGCAGCAAAUGUAACACAGCCCAGAAGCAGAAACUUAAGUUGUACCUCCAGAAGGUCAAGGAGACCUCCCCCGAUGACCUUGCUGCCCUGAAGGCCAAGUACGACCCUGACUCCAAGCACGUAGAUGCCCUGAUCGCCGCUCUGAAGGAAGUUUAAACCCGAAAGUGAUAUUAGAUUAAGCAAAAUCCUAUUAUGUUUGUAAAAUUAUUUCUGUGAAAUAAAAUAUGUAUAAAUAUAAAGAAAAAA
Molecule: messenger RNA, 529 nt
Organism: Ostrinia nubilalis (European corn borer)
Lineage: Eukaryota; Metazoa; Arthropoda; Insecta; Lepidoptera; Crambidae
Product: ejaculatory bulb-specific protein 3-like
Exons: 3
Coding region: 80-439 (119 amino acids)
Source: RefSeq, a predicted model, not a curated record